AUCAGUUACUCUCCAUUAAUAUGUUUGCCGAAUCGCUGAUUAAAAUUGUCAAUACGAGAUACAAGAUACAGAAGCGUAGUCAAGAGUUUUCUUAUAACCCGAUAGGCUGAUCUGUCCAUCAAACCUUCCCGAGACCGUAAAAAGCAUACAGUCAUGUCGGGGGACACGAUCUUCGACAUCACGCCGAACAGUAGCUUCAACAAGCAAAUCUCUCAAGUGUCGUUUAGCAAUUUUUUCGACAACGUAGUUACGCGGAAGGAAGUGGAAAACCUAGUGAAAUGUGCCUUUUCACCGGACUCCGAUCUCGUCGAUUACCACCUGCGGCCUUACUCGGAGGAGAAAAUCGGUUUUCUCGGCUCGCACCUCUGCCUCGUCGUCACGGCUAGGAGGCCAUCGGGAUGCGAGAAACGCAGCUUUUUUGUCAAGACUAUUCCACGAGACGAUCUCAGCCAAGCGGCUUACAUCCAGGAAAAGGGAGUCUUCAAGAAGGAAGCCGAUUUUUUCAAACACGUGGUACCGAUCAUGAUCGAUGAGUUCAAGGGUGAAAGCUGGGCACCGAGAUGUUACCUGGCUACGGAUGAUACUUUAGUCUUCGAAGAUAUGAAGCUCAGAGGCUUCGCAAACAGAGGUAGAUCGUUCGACGAGGCGACUACGAUGGCGGCGAUCGCCUGUCUAGCGAGAUUGCACGCGUCGUCGUUAUUAGCGGAGGAGAAAUUGAACGGAAAAUCGCUGAUGGAGCUCUACCCCCAAAUCCUCCAAGAGACGGAAUUCAAACGCACGACUCGCAGUAUGGUCUGGUACACAGUAGCCAUUGACUUGGUAAUCACCCUGGCCGAAGAACUCGGUUACGACUCCAGCAACAUCCGUCGAGCCAGCGAGUGUGUCUUUGAGCUUGGUCUACCUUCCAAAACCAAACGCAACGUCAUCAACCACGGUGAUCUCUGGGGCAGCAACAUGAUCUUCGACAGCAAGGAUCACUGCAAGCUCGUGGACUUCCAGCUGAUCCGCUACGCCCCUCUGGCUCACGACGUCAUGCAGCUACUCUACCUGUCGACCUCCAGAGAAUUCAGACAGAGACACGAGCAGCAUAUGAUCGAUUACUACUACGCCGUGUUAACCGAGUGUUUGACCAUCAAUAGCUUCAAGGGAGACCUACCGAGUUUCGAGGAAGUUAUGAAUGGAAUUGAAGAACAGAGACUGCCGGCUGUGGUUACCGCAUGUAUAUUCCAUCCAACGGUGCUCAUGGACGGCAAGACGGCUGGAAGGAUUAUGAACGAUUCGACUACGUACGAAGCUUAUUACUUCACGAGGAGGAAGCCGUUCGUUGAUGCUAUCAUGGCCGAGGAUCCGGAGUACGAGAAGUGGGUGAGGGAUGACGUUAGAGAGCUUGCGGAGAUUACUUCGAGAAUGGAUAGUGUGCCGAAACUAACAUAGAUUCCUUUUGAGGAAAUCUAUUUUGACGUUGAUUGCUUUUGCAUGCGAUAAUAAACUUUUUAGCUAUAUGCUUUUCGUAUUAUAUUUUCUUUUAUAUGUAAAUUUGAAUAUAUUAUAAAUAAUAAAAAUUCACCUUUGUCUGAUUUCAAUAAAAGAAAUACUCGAACAUA
Molecule: messenger RNA, 1604 nt
Organism: Nasonia vitripennis (jewel wasp)
Lineage: Eukaryota; Metazoa; Arthropoda; Insecta; Hymenoptera; Pteromalidae
Exons: 2
Coding region: 154-1434 (426 amino acids)
Source: RefSeq, a predicted model, not a curated record